Rotaria sp. Silwood1 is the source of this 768-nucleotide messenger RNA. The record is from the annotation of a GenBank genome assembly. Lineage: Eukaryota; Metazoa; Rotifera; Eurotatoria; Philodinida; Philodinidae.
AUGGAUGGUUUUAAUAAAUCAUUAGACGAACUUUUACAUUUUGCAGAUACUCUUAAAUUACGUGAAAAAGAACUCGAACAACAACAUCUUUUAGAAUUAGAAAAACAAAAAACUGAAUAUGAUAUUCAACUUCAAAUUGAAAAACGACGCAUUGAACAACUUCAAGACAUAAAUCGUACAUUAACCGAACAAGUUGAACGUUCUACACAAAAACAAGUUGAUUUAGAACAAAAAUACACAGUCUUACUUACAAAAUAUAAUUGUUUAGUAGAAGAAUCUAAACAAAUAAAAGAAUUACAUAAUGAAAAGAAAACUCGUAUUGAAGAACUUGAAAAAAUUGCUCGAAUGUUAACAAAUGAAAAAACAAAACUUGAUAAUGAAAUAAAACAACUUAAAAUUGAUAAUCAAAUUUUAGAAGAUAAAAUUAAAGAAAUACCACCACCACAACCACCACCACCACCGCCUCCAACACCACAACGUGUACCGGAAGAAUUUAUAAAAUUAGUUGAAAAUGCAGUUGCAGAAAAUAGAGGAUUAAAAAGUUUAGUAAUUGAACGUGAUAAUGAAAUUCAAAAACUUAAUGAACAAUUACAACGAAAUCAAAAUGAAGAUCCACUUAUUGUUGAACAACGUCUUUUACAAUCAAUUACAAAAUUAAAAAAUGAUUUCCGAACAAUGUAUGAAAAUCAAACAAAUUUUUUUCUUCAAAAAAUUGAUCUACUUAAACAAGAACAACGUGAUAAUAUAGCUAGUCUUUAUAAACAUUAA